AUGUAUUUUUUUAGUGUUGUUCUUCUUGCUUUUCUGGCUUCAAUUGGUCUUACAUUACUCAUCUUAGGUUGUGCAUUGUCUCAAUAUAAUUGGUGGCCAACAUUUGUAAUUAUAUUUUAUGUUCUGUCACCAUUUCCAAUAGCCAUUGGACGUCGAUGUACAUCCGAUGGUGGCUAUACUUUACGGGAAUCAAGUCCAUGUGCAGAUUUAAUGUGGUUUAUAACAAGUGUUAUUGUUGUUUCGGCAUUUGGUUUGCCAGCAGUUAUGUAUCGUGCAUCUGUCAUUCAAGUUGGUUCAAUGGCUUUUAUAAUGUCAGCUAAUGUAGUUAUAUUUACAACGAUUACAAUUUAUUUCAUGACAUUUGGUUCAGAUGAUAGUUUACCUAAUUUCUAA
Rotaria sp. Silwood1 is the source of this 393-nucleotide messenger RNA. NCBI's taxonomy places the organism in Eukaryota, Metazoa, Rotifera, Eurotatoria, Philodinida, Philodinidae. The record is from the annotation of a GenBank genome assembly.